UUUACAAGGUGAUGCAUCAGAAGCCGUUUGAUUUUGGGAGGAUGGUCUUUAAGCUGAUCAUCAACAUGGGUCUGACCCCUGUCUCAAAGUUGUGCCUGCCGUUUCCCAGUUUGAUCUAUCAGCUGAUCCAGUCACAGCACCCUGUGCAUCCUGAUGUAUCUCAGCCAGUGCCAAAGUCUACCAAGAAGGGCAAAGCGAAGAAAGGACAGACUGCUGAGGUUCCAGUGUGCUCUUCAGAUGAUCGCAAGGCCUUGCGUCGUGCAAUUCAGAUCAUGCAGCGUAUCAUCGAUGCAGGGGGAGAUGAUUCUGAUUCUGAUGAUCAUAGGACUGGUUGAUUUGUGGGGGAGCAUUUGUCCUGGGGGAGCAGUUGAUGUUGUUGUUGCUGUUUGUUUUUUGGUUGUUAGCAACAAUGUAUUUUGAUUACAGAACCUUGUUUCAUUAGCUCUUAGCUUUUGGGUCUGUAAUAUGUUUGAACAUGGCAUUUUAGGAUUUCUUAUUUUGGGAUUUAUGCUAGUUAUAUUGCUAGAUGUUUUCCUUGUUGCUGUGUUUUGGUUUU
Messenger RNA from Capsella rubella, 556 nucleotides. RefSeq lists its product as uncharacterized. Bases 12 to 335 code for a protein of 107 amino acids. The transcript is spliced from 2 exons. The record is from RefSeq and is a predicted model, not a curated record. Lineage: Eukaryota; Viridiplantae; Streptophyta; Magnoliopsida; Brassicales; Brassicaceae.